Salvia hispanica is the source of this 777-nucleotide messenger RNA. RefSeq lists its product as uncharacterized. Lineage: Eukaryota; Viridiplantae; Streptophyta; Magnoliopsida; Lamiales; Lamiaceae. The record is from RefSeq and is a predicted model, not a curated record.
CUCACACACUCACAAUCACUGCACACACAAAAACAACACAGUAAUGAGCUUCGGCAGCGACGAUCUAGAGGCUGCUCCGCCACUGCAACUGUCAUCAUCUGAUUCCUACUCUCAUGUGUCUUACAGUUGUGGCUCGUGUGGGUACGAACUGAACCUCAACUCUUGCAACCGCAACAUAUCAAUGAUCGAUUCAGAGUACGGCAAGUCGAUGAAGCGAGGGGUCAUAUCCUUCUUCUCUGUUGAUGAGAGCCGAUUCACACAGAUAAACAAGCACCGAUGGCUACCCUACUUGCCUUCAUGGAGGCUAUUUCAACGACCAACCAAGCUGUUAUGUAGGGGUUGUCGGAGCUACAUUGGCACGGCGCGGAAUGUGGAGGAUGGCAUUUCUUCCUCUCCGUAUCAACUGGUAAAGCAAGGCUCAAUGACUUGGGAUGGGAUCUCUGCUCGUAGGAUGUACGAGAUCAAGAUACGUUCUCUGAGACCCGUGGCAUUUACUCUCAGUGAUGAAUUGGACUCAAAAUUUGAAGAAUUCCAUGAUCAUACAAGCUCAACUGUUCAAUUGGUUGAUUAAGUAUGCAUCAAAAGGUUUUGUAACUUCUACUUUUCCCAAUCAACAACCGAAUACAGAUAGCUUCUAUUUUUUCCCAAUUCAGAGUGUCUAAAUAUAUACUCCCCCCGUCACAUAAUAAAUGGGACACUUUGUAAUGACACAUAAUUUUAGGAAAUAUUGUUGUGUGUAAAGUAGAAAGAGAAAAUAAUAUAUUUAUAUUAAUGUGA